AUGGACGCGUUCAAGAAAUCAUCUCUUGCAAAAUAUGUCAGCGGAGUGAAGACAUUACCUGCUGGUAUAUUCAACUGGCAUCUGUCCGUUACUGUCACCGCAUUCGCUCUUGGUGGUUGCCCGAAAGGUUGGGAUGAAGGGGCAGCGGCCUCCAUCACAGAACUCGAAUCGUUCAAGACCUCGUAUCAUCUGCAUGGAUCGAACAGUAAAACGACAAUCUCCAACCUUGUUUCCUUUGUCAACAUAGGUGCAGGAGUUGGCGCGUUUCUUUCGUUCUUCCUCAACGACAAGAUCGGACGCAUCUGGUCUAUGCGGCUUUACCAAGUCGUAUACGCCGCUGGAUCCAUGAUCUCCUGCUUCUCAUAUGGAAAUCAUGGUGUACUCUACGUUGGACGCAUCGUUGCCGGACUCGGUAUCGGCGCUCUUACCGUCGUUGGACCCAUGGCCAUCGCCGAAAUGGCUCCGAAAAGCAUUCGUGGUCUCAUGACCUUGUGGUUCAACGUCUGUAUGCUGGAAGGUCAAGCGCUGGGCAUUUUUACUGUCUUUGGCUGCAACACGAACAUUUCGUCGGAGCGGAGCCUCCAGUACCAGAUCCCCUGGUUCGUUCAGACCUUUGCCCCGGCAAUUUCCGUGGGCUUGUCUUUCUUUGCGGUCGAAUCUCCAAGAUGGCUCGCCAUCAAGGGGAAGCAGAAGGAGGCCCUCGAUGCCCUUAUGACGUUGCGUGGUCUGCCAGCUGACCACCCAUAUCUGGAGGAGGAAUAUGCUUUGAUCGAAACCCACCUGGAUGAUGAGAACCAACAAGCUGGAGAUCGAGGAUACUGGUCUAUCAUGAAAGAGACUUUGACGGUUCGGUCGAAUCUCCGCCGAGUCCAGCUUGCCAUCGUUGCGUACAUCCUCGCUCAAUUCUCGGGCGCCAACUCGGUAACCAACUAUCUCCCUACCAUCUUCGGCUAUAUUGGUAUUCAGGGUACCGGCGUCAAAGUAUACUCAUCAGGCAUAUAUGCAGUGGCCAAGAUGAUCUGUUGCCUGGUUGCUUCGCUCGUCUUUGUUGAUGUCCUUGGUAGAAGGAAGUCUCUCAUGAUCGGCAUUACGAUCCAAGCCGCUUGCCAUGCCUACCUCAGCGGGUACCUCAGAUACUUCAUCAAAGACCCGGGGUCAGUGCCCACAGGGGCCUCUGAUGCUGCGAUUGGCAUCAUCUACAUUCAUGCUCUGGGAUGGGCUGUGGGACUUUACACCUUGCCGUACCUAUUUGGUGCUGAGCUCUGGCCGAAUCGUAUCAGAUCCUUCGGCGGUGCUCUGUCGCAGGGAUUUCACUGGAUCUUCUACUUUGCCAUUACCAAGGCGACCCCGAGUAUCCUAAGCUCUAUGGAUGUAUGGGGCGCUUUCUUGUUCUUUGUUGGCUGGUGCAUUCUCGCUUUCAUGUAUACGCUCUUCUUCAUCCCUGAAACCAGUGGCCUCAGUCUUGACGAGAUGGAUGCUAUUUUCGAACGUCCUAUGCACCAAAUGCGGCGGGCAGCUGUGCAGAAGGGGGAUGAAGAAGAUAUUCGUACAAGACGUGUCUCGGUUGAGAAGGAAGUAGUAUCCCAUAUCGAAAGACACUAG
This is a messenger RNA of Colletotrichum karsti, 1602 nucleotides long. Its product is annotated as MFS quinate transporter. Gene Ontology annotation, cellular component: membrane. The record is from RefSeq and is a predicted model, not a curated record. Lineage: Eukaryota; Fungi; Ascomycota; Sordariomycetes; Glomerellales; Glomerellaceae. Bases 1 to 1602 code for a protein of 533 amino acids. Gene Ontology annotation, molecular function: carbohydrate:proton symporter activity. The transcript has 3 exons. Gene Ontology annotation, biological process: carbohydrate transport; transmembrane transport.